Messenger RNA from Hemicordylus capensis (graceful crag lizard), 3106 nucleotides. It is a transcript of the gene PCYOX1L, whose product is annotated as prenylcysteine oxidase 1 like. Gene Ontology annotation, biological process: prenylated protein catabolic process; prenylcysteine catabolic process. NCBI's taxonomy places the organism in Eukaryota, Metazoa, Chordata, Lepidosauria, Squamata, Cordylidae. The transcript is spliced from 6 exons. Gene Ontology annotation, molecular function: prenylcysteine oxidase activity. Bases 218 to 1732 code for a protein of 504 amino acids. The record is from RefSeq and is a predicted model, not a curated record.
UUGCUGCGUCUAGUAAAGUAGUGGAAAGAAACAAGAUCGUCUCUGGGUCACGCAGCAGCAGAAGUAGGCGGGCAGGCAGACUAGGGAUCCAGCUUUGCCGUUUGGAUUGCAUGGAUGUGAUCGCACGCACUGCAUUUGGCAUUCUCAUUCUCACUUUUGCGAGGCACAGCCUCUUCCUCUGCCAUCUCCUCCUCCGCUUCCCUUCCCCACUGCCACCAUGAUGGCAGAGGUGCAUCAGCUGCCUCAUGCAUCCCGGCUCCUUUUAUUUCUAGCUGUAGGGGUGAUGUGGACGGAACGCUCUGUCGCUGCAUCAGGGGAUGCUCCGCCUGGCAAAAUAGCUGUGGUGGGAGCUGGGAUUGGUGGCUCAUCAGUGGCCCACUUCCUGCAGCAGCACUUUGGCCCACAGGUGGAGCUGGAUGUGUACGAAAAGGACACGGUGGGGGGUCGCCUGGCCACAGUAACCGUCAACAAGCAGCAAUACGAAAGUGGUGGGGCCUCUAUUCACUCCCUCAACUUGCACAUGCAGGACUUUGUUAAACUGCUGGGACUGAAGCACCGCCGGGAAGUGGCAGGAAAGAGCGCCAUCUUUAGUGGGGAACAAUUUGUCCUAGAAGAGACAGAUUGGUACCUACUGAAUCUCUUCCGACUCUGGUGGCACUAUGGCAUGAGUUUUCUGCGUUUGCAGAUGUGGAUGGAGGAGGUAAUGGAGAAGUUCAUGAGGAUCUACAAGUACCAGGCUCAUGGCUAUGCAUUCUCUCGCCUUGAGGAACUCUUGCAUUCUCUGGGUGGUGACACCUUUGUCAACAUGACACAGCGCUCUGUGGCAGAGUCCUUAUUGGAGGUGGGCAUCACGCAGCGCUUCAUUGACGAUGUCAUUGUGGCCGUUCUACAUGCCAGCUAUGGGCAGUCGGUGUUGGUGCCCGCCUUUGCAGGGGCCAUGUCUCUAGCAGGGGCACAAGGCAACAUGUGGGCAGUGGAAGGUGGCAACAAGCUUGUGUGCUCAGGUUUGCUGAAGCUAACAAAAGCCAACAUAAUCCAAGCCACCGUGACAGCCAUCUCCUUGCAUAGUUCAGAAGGAAAAACCUUUUACCAGGUGCACUAUGAGGAUGAGGAAGGCCAAGGUUCUAAUUUCUAUGACAUAGUGGUCAUUGCCACACAACUGCACGAUAACAAGAGCAAAAUCGCCUUCCAGAACUUUGAGCCACCCAUUGCUGAGUUUCCAGGAACCUUUCACACCACGGUCAUCUCCAUCAUCCAUGGCUACCUCAACUCCUCCUAUUUUGGCUUCCCAGAUCCAAAACUCUUCCCCUUUGCCAGUGUCCUCACCACAGAUGCCCCUGCCCUCUUUUUCAGUUCCAUGGAUAACAUUUGCCCUGUCAAUAUAUCCAGUACCUUCAGGAGGAAGCAGCCCCAAGAUGCUGCCGUAUGGCGAGUCCAUUCUCGGCAUCCGCUGGAGAAGCAGGAGUUGAAAAUUCUGUUCCGUUCCUACUACUCUGUCCAGGUGACAGAAUGGCAGGCCUAUCCUUCCUACGAAUCUGCCAAGACCCUCCCGCCUAUUAUUCUCCAUGACAACCUCUACUACCUCAACAGCAUGGAGUGGGCAGCCAGCUCAAUGGAAAUGGCUGCUGUGGCAGCCAAAAACGUAGCCCUCUUGGCUUACAACCUCUGGUAUCGUGACCUUGAAAAAAUAGACCAGAAGGACCUCAUGCACAAAGUGAAGACUGAGCUGUGAAUUUAGCAAGGACUGCUAGAUGAGACUUCCCAGGAGCCUCACCUUUAUUGGAUGCAAGAGCAGGGACAUUAAAAGAGUGCACUGAAGGUUUGGUGUGAGAGUAAGCUGAGGACUAGCUAUCCACCUCUGUACAUCUGUUGUCUACUGCAAGUGCAUCCCCACCCUACCCAAACAUACACACUCUGCUUCAGAGAGUCUGCAAACUAAUGUGUCUAUGCCUUCCUAGAGUCAACCUGGAAAGGGAUCUGAGCUGGUCAGCUUUGAGCUGCAACCAAGCUAAUGUCCAGAUUCAAAGUUGGAACGGACUGUCUUCUUCAGGCUGAGUGGCUCCUUUUAGCUGCCGAGCCACAGCCAUGCAGUGCCCUUGCAGAUCACUUGGUAAGCUUCAAAGGAUCAGCCUGAGGAUGGGAUCCCCUCUGGCCUUCACAGCAACUGCAGUUCUGACUGGCAGCUACUUUGUGCUGGCCUCCUUGUGCCUAGGCCUCCAUGCUAAAGGCCCUUCAGCUGGGAUUGAGUCUUGGAUAUGCCACCCCUGCUGCAGCUGCAGCUCCCCUCUUUUGCCCCCAAGUAGUGUUGUUUCUUUGCUUACCAAGCCCCAUAAACUUGUCAAGUGUGUUCAACCAGGGAGCCCCGUGUUGGGUCUUUAGGGUAUUGGCUAGAGCUCAGGUUCAACAUUUGAUUUCCUCUGCUGGCUGUACAUAUGUGAAACUGCAUAACCACUGCCUUGGUAACCUCAAAUUCCUGCAGCUAAUGGCUGAUCUGAUGUUGCCUUGCCCUUUGUAUAUCGUGUAGAAUGAAACUGGAGGCGGUUUUGGGGGUUGCAAGAUAGGCUGGGCAUACUCCUGAGAAUGAGGAAGGGUUUCCCAUUGUUUCUGAACUAGGAGAAAGUGUGUAUGUGUUUGUGUAGACUGGAAUAUUUCCUGAUUUGGAGCCUUAUGCUAUUUCUUUAAGUCCAGGAAUGGCAUCCUGGAUGCUCCUUUCAUGAUGCUUAUCAAGCUGGGCUCACGUGAAAGUACCAUUUGUAUGGUAAAGGGAUAACUUGAGGCAGUUGUCCAUAAGCGCAACAAAAUGGUGAGGCCCCCACUCUUACAUUCUGGCUGCUGGAGAAAAGGCAGAUCUCAGCCCAGAUAUGGGUUGGUGUUUUUGUUUUGUUUUGAAGUAAUGGUGAGCUUUAAUUAAAGUACCUGUGAAAUAGUUAAAGAGUCCUUUUUAUUAUUAAGCAGCAGUGCUGCCCCAAACAUAAUUAUCAGUGAAUUCUUUCCAGUUAAUUCAGUGAAUUCAAUUAUCAGUGAAUUCUUUCCCGGAAGGGCAGUAAGUUCUGGCCACAUGAUAUUUCUUAACUUCCUCUAAUAAAGUUCCUUAACUGUGUGUUGA